Molecule: messenger RNA, 348 nt
Organism: Drosophila biarmipes
Lineage: Eukaryota; Metazoa; Arthropoda; Insecta; Diptera; Drosophilidae
Exons: 2
Coding region: 1-348 (115 amino acids)
Source: RefSeq, a predicted model, not a curated record
AUGUUCAAUACGCGUGGAAUAUUGUUGCUGGCAAUUCUUCCAAAUGUGGAAGUUAUGUGCUAUUCAAUGCAAUUUGGCUCAAUGCACCCCCUAUCCGUUCCCAUAUAUGAAAUUGAAGUAUUAUUCAAACAAUCUGGUGGAUACGCAGAUGUGGACUUCAAACAAAAAGCCAAAAUGUGUUUCCACAUCAACCUGAUUUUGAUCAUCGAUGAGAGUGAAAUGGAAUGGAAAGGACGAGCAUUCAUUCUCGGUGGCGGCAUUGGUUACAACUUUACCACCCUAAGACUGACAUAUAACCAGCCAGAGGCAGCCAGAGCCACAGUGCUCAUCUACGGGAUUCCCAGGUAG